CUAGGACGAGAUCUCCGCCGUUGGAUUUGGUUUUGGGGAACUUCUUUGUAGGGCCCAAAAUGACGAGGGGAUCGAGAACUUGUGUCUCAUGGAGUUCGAGGAAUAUACUAUGGCUAUGGCGCUGAAGGACUAGAGAAAAAAAAUGCAAUGAUUAGAUUGGAGGAGUUGAGCAUCCAAAAUUCUACUUGUUUAUGGCCAUGAGCAUCCAAAACGUUGUGCUUUACUGGGUAGCUGCAUUCUGGUUCAUUGGGUCUUGGAUGAUUCCUUUUGCAACUCACAUGACAGUGUUCAGCAAGGAAUCUCUAACUUUCAGAGGACAAGCCUUGUUUCACCUUAUAAUUGAAGCAACUGAAGGCCUUGCUGGGAUUGCAACACGCCAGCGCUGUCUGUCUCAGUUUCAUCCCCUUCCAUCAGAUUGGUUUAAAUUUAGCUUGAGAGGGCAGUGGCAUUUUAAUGUUGUGCUAGGAUGCCUCAUGUUUCCUGUUGUCAACCGAUUAUCACAGUUCAACCUCAACUUGUUGUCCCUUAUGCCUUCUGCACCUGUAACCCUUACAGAGCACGCGGUACAUCAAUGCUCCACGACUCUUAUAAUAGUGCAUGUGGGAGUGGUUUGAUUACAAAAACAAACAUGUUAGCUUUUGCAACAUCCUUAGUCAUCCGACAUUGAUCCAUCUCUCAUGUACAUGAUCGUCGAGCACUGUAUAAAAAUCAAAUGGUGCAACUGAUAUUUUCACAUCUUUGUCUUAUUUUUCCAUUGAAGACCCUUAUUUCUAACUAACUACAAAGUAAAUAUACGAGAUCAAUA
Molecule: messenger RNA, 805 nt
Organism: Durio zibethinus
Lineage: Eukaryota; Viridiplantae; Streptophyta; Magnoliopsida; Malvales; Malvaceae
Source: RefSeq, a predicted model, not a curated record